AUGUCGCUCGAAGGACGCGUCGCUGUUGUCACUGGAGCCUCAAGAGGCAUCGGAAGAGGUUGUUAGUGUUAAAAGUAGCCUUUUUAAGUUCUGUAUCCAGGCAUCGCUCUACAAUUGGCCGAAGCUGGUUUUCGGCUUUUUAUAACUGCACGAAAGCCCACUGAGAGCCUUUCAACGCAAUUUUCCUUCCUACCAACUCUAGAAGAUACCGCUAACGGUUCACUCAUCUUUUUGAUUGCCCAAUAAUGGAAUCAAUGACAGAAUGUCGAUUACGAGGCUCCGAAUGCAGGGAGUUUUAUGUCGACCAUGGUAAAAUGGAAGAAGUAGCCGAGUUCUUCGAGUUAGUCGCUCGUGAAACUAAUAACCAGCUGGACAUCCUUGUCAACAACGCCUUUUCCGCGGUCACGGUUUGACUGAAGCUUAACUUCAUCUCAAACUUCUCUAAUUUUCUCAGAAAUGCGGUUCCGGAGACACUCGAAAGUUCUUCGAGAAAGAGCCUGAAAUGUGGGACGAAAUAAACAACGUUGGUCUGCGGAAUCAGUACUACUGCAGCGUUUAUGGAGCUCGGAUCAUGAACAAGAACGGAGGCAAAGGGUUCAUUGUCAACAUCAGUUCUCUUGGCGGCAUCAUGUAAGUUCUGCGUUGGAAAAAAAAAAGAAAAAUCCAGAACAGAAAAGCUUCUGAUCUUCACUGACUUUUGUGCAAUUUUUUCCUUCUUUUAAGAUAGAUCACGAAAAAAGGUACUUCAAAAACUUUAGUUCAACUUUCGAAAAAGUUUGAUGAGUGAUACACUCCGAAAAAAAAACUAAAGAUUUUGUACUAUGUUUAAGAAUUUGGAACUAUAAGGUAAUAAUAUAAGGUUUUUUAAGAGACUGGAGCUUUUUCUUCUGAAUUUUGCUCGAUUCAAAGAAUUCAGGUACCUUUUCAAUGUCGCUUACGGCGCUGGAAAAAUGGCGAUUGAUCGGAUGUCAGCCGACAUGGCUCAUGAACUUCUGGAAACCGAUAUAACAGUCGUUUCUCUUUGGCCUGGAGCUGUUCGCACUGAGCUCAUUAUUAAUAUGCUGGAGAAUUCUUCAGGAUCUUGGGGCAAGGUGAAUAACAAAAAAAGCUAUUUUUAGACUUAUGGAAUAAUCCAUGGAGCUCUGAAAACUCAAUUCUUUCUAAUUUUCAAAGUGGCUUUUAAGACAAACUCGCCAAUAAUGCAACAGAUUUUUAUAAAUGCAUUUUGACAGACGGAAAACGCCAUGUUUCUGAACGGAGAGUCCAUCGAGUACAGCGGGAAAUGCGUGGUGGCGCUGGCCAAUGACCCUCUAAGACAUCACAAAACGGGCUCUAUCCUCAUCACUUCAGACCUCGGACGUCAGUACGGCUUCUCCGACACUGAUGGUGUGUUCAAAACUCUAGUUUUCUUUUGCGAACUUCGAUUUCAGGAAGGCAGCCGGCGAAUCUGAGGUCUCUUCGUGGAUUACUGCAAUUGAGUGGGUACUUAAAGCUUGGGAAUUGGGUGCCGUCGUGGUUCACCGUUCCCGGGUGGGUCAUCACUCUUUCUCAGAACAAAAUCCUCCACUGA
Molecule: messenger RNA, 1570 nt
Organism: Caenorhabditis auriculariae
Lineage: Eukaryota; Metazoa; Nematoda; Chromadorea; Rhabditida; Rhabditidae
Source: the annotation of a GenBank genome assembly